This is a messenger RNA of Sphaeroforma arctica JP610, 532 nucleotides long. RefSeq lists its product as hypothetical. The annotation marks the transcript as partial. The transcript has a single exon. The record is from RefSeq and is a predicted model, not a curated record. Lineage: Eukaryota; Ichthyosporea; Ichthyophonida.
AUGGCUGAUACUACUACCACCGCCAAAGAUGUGUCAAGUAAAAGUAAAUCUGUGACAGAGGAUAGUAUGACCACGGAAACCACUGUGAGUGAUGAUAAGGCAGCUGAAGAAGGCGUCGACGAUGUGAGUGAAAACACAGAGGUUAGUGUGGUUGAUGAUAGUGUAGCAGACAGCAAUAUUGAGGAGGUUGAAUGUGAAAGUGCUACCAAACCCAUACAAGAGCCAAUUGCCGUGGAAGCGCCACUAGUGAAACGCAGUGCGAACUUCCUAGAGAUAUCAGAUCACCCUAAGGACAAUAGCAAUAUUGAAAGUAGUGUCCAGGUAGCUACAUAUACAGAUGCAGCAAAUCAAGGCAACGAAGAAGCUGUGAAGGCAGGGACUGAUGGAGUCGAAAAGGAAAAUAGUGAGCAAAAGACAGAACUGAUGAAGGAUAGCAACGAAGUAUUUGUGAUGAGAAAGACACUCUGGCGGGACAGCGUGGUUUCGUUUAUGUGCCAGAGCAAGAACGGGCCCUGUCCUCUGCUGGCUUUGU